AUGACUGAUCAAUCAGAUAUGAUUGAAUUACCAGCUAUACCAGCUGAUGCACCUGAAUGGGUUCGUGCAUUACCAUCAAAUGGUCGUUUCGUUGAUCGAACUAAACUUUAUGAUAUAACUGGUCAUCUUUUAUUUGAUUCAUUACUUAAUUCAAAUGGUAUUCGACAUUUCUUUUAUUUUAUGGGUACUGAAAAACAAGCAGAACGAGUGUUAAAAGCAUUUAAUGGUUUACCAACGAGUCCACCGGCAUAUGAUGACCCAACAAAUCAAGACAGAGGAGAAGUACAUGUUGCUUUUCAUCUUGGUCCAGGUAUUUGUGGACAUAAAGGCAUUGUACAUGGUGGACUUACGGCAACAAUGAUUGAUGAAGUUAGUGGUGCUGCUGCAUUCUCUUGUGUUGGUCCUUGUUUUACGGCUAAUCUCAAUAUUGAUUAUAUAAAACCAUUAUUAAUACCAGCAUGGGUUUUAGUUCGAGCUCAUGUUGAACGUCAUGAAGGUCGUAAAGUAUAUGUACAUUCUUUCGUUGAAAAUGGCGAAGGUGAAAUUUAUGCUAAAGCUGUUGCUCUUUUUAUUAAACCAAAAAUGUCCGUACAAGAACAUAUUCAACAAAAAUAA
Rotaria sp. Silwood2 is the source of this 615-nucleotide messenger RNA. NCBI's taxonomy places the organism in Eukaryota, Metazoa, Rotifera, Eurotatoria, Philodinida, Philodinidae. The record is from the annotation of a GenBank genome assembly.